AUGGGAGAAGGAAUUCUACCUAAAAUUCGCGAAUGGUUCAAAAUCACACGUCACUAUGGCGGCCUUAAGAACACUUUUCUAGCCCUCUAUCGUUAUGAUGAUUUGAAAACUGGGCAAUUUAUUGGUGCCGAUAAAUACGGAAACCGCUACUAUCAAAAUACACGCUAUUUUGUUUGUCGCAGUCGUUGGGUUGAAUAUGCUGAUCGUGUUGGUCUUGAUUACGACGCAAGUCAAGUUCCACCUGAAUGGCAUCGUUGGUUACAGUACAUCACCGAUGAACCACCAACGAUAAAACCACUGAGAAAACAUUCAUGGAUGAUCGAUCAUAUAGAAAAUCGAACUGGUACAAGUCAAAUAUAUGUUCCCUAUUCGACAGUUCCACCUAAAAUACAGAGUUGGAAACCUUCUACAACUGCAACAGCAGCAGCACAAAAUGUUGCGAAUUUAAAUGAUCUUUAUCUGUCCCUCUCCUUUCAUUUAUAA
Messenger RNA from Adineta ricciae, 483 nucleotides. The record is from the annotation of a GenBank genome assembly. Lineage: Eukaryota; Metazoa; Rotifera; Eurotatoria; Adinetida; Adinetidae.